Molecule: messenger RNA, 4311 nt
Organism: Cutaneotrichosporon oleaginosum
Lineage: Eukaryota; Fungi; Basidiomycota; Tremellomycetes; Trichosporonales; Trichosporonaceae
Biological process (GO): TORC2 signaling
Cellular component (GO): TORC2 complex
Source: RefSeq, a predicted model, not a curated record
CAAACGAACGCGCACGAACCAUGGCGUACCAGGCGCGCGGGUCGCCCGCGCGGCCCAGCUUCGACAGGCUGAGCUCGAGCGUGUCGACCGGCUUCCACGAUGACAGUAGUAGCCACUACGAGGACGACGAGACGGUGAGCCUCCACCUGCGCUUCUCGCCUGCUGCAGCACCGGCCGUGCGGCCGCCCUCGUCUCCAGCUCCUUCGGUUCUUUACACUUGGCCCCUCCUCAUGCUUUCUAUCGCCACCUCCUCUCCUCCCUCUCGCUUGUGCGCCCUGCGCCCCCCUCCCGCCGGCGCUGACACUAGGUCGAGAGCCUUAUGAGCAAGCUCGCGAUCGAGCGCAGAGUGCAGUACGGCGCUGAGAAGAUGCUCGAUGUCAUCGAGAGCCGCGCCGGCGCGGACAAGGACCAGGUCAAGGCGCGGAUUACGGCUCAGCUCGAAGUGGCCAACGAGCACAUCAAGGCGCUCGAGGGGCGUCUCGAGCGGCUACGAGGAAAUUCGGCACAGUGGAGACGACCACGGCGGCUCAAUGGACUCUCCUCCUCCGCGUCCUCGUCGACGCUGCUGUCGGCUGGCGUGCGGCCCAAGGUGUCGCGGCAGGGGAGCUUCACGACGACGGACGACCACAGCGGGGUCAGCACGCCGGGGUUCAUCUCCCCGUGGCCAGUCGAGGCCGGGUACGAGAGCGACGACGACACCAGCGCCGCGUCUAGAGAGACAGCGGGUAUUUUGUUGGGCCGGCUGCGCGGCGCGCAGGGUGACGAGGCGUGGGAGGCGCUCACGCGCCUCACGGACAUGCUUAAGAAGAAGCCGUCAUUGUACCGCCGCCUCGAGAUCGCCGAGGUCGUCCAAGCGACGCUGCCGCAGCUAGCGGACUAUUCCACCAUACGGAGGCGGACAGCAGCGUACCGGCUGCUUCGGUACUGCCUCGAUCGGCGGACAUGGGGAUGCAUGGUGAAUGCAGGCAUUGAGGCUGUCAUCAUCCGGACAUUUACACGCGACGCAAAGGCUGUUCUUGAGCGCGAGCAGGCUCUGCUGCUCCUCCGCGCCGUGAUCACGCUACCACCACCAAGCGGACGAGAACAGCGAGCACUCGCACAACGCGCCGACGCCGCUCCUCUCCCCGACCCCGUGGCGCGCUUGCUCAUGAACCGCGUCCCAUUGCGGCAGGGGUUGGUGCGUGCGAUCGUUAGCGCAGCCGAGAACCCCGACGACGCGAUGCGCUCCGUGUGCAUGGAAACGCUGGUGGAGAUCGCCUUGCUCGACUUGGAGUGCUUAUUGUCGGCGGACGCCUUUCGCGUCGUCCUGAAUGCGUUCAAAGACGGGCCGCUCGAGCUCGGUCUGGGAAUAACGGGCAUGCUGUGCUAUCUCACGAACAUGCCCCAUACCCGCCACCUCCUAAUACCAGGGAGCGACUUUGAGAUCGUCCUCGUCGGCUUGACGGAGGAGUAUGGCAAAGUGUCGAGCCGGCACGCGCAGCGCCAGCUCGACCGGCUGGACACGUGCGUGCGCAAUGUUGGCAUGGUGCUCGGCACAUGGAGCGGUGUGCUGUAUCUCUGCAUGGACAACUGCCGGGCGAUCAAGAGCCUGAUCAGCAGCCUGUUUGUGCCGCUGCCUGAGAUGCGGAAUGCGCUGCUCGACCUCUUCUUCAGCGCGUUCCGCAUCAAGGCGCCAAGUUGGACGAGCGCGUUCCUCGAUGGCCGCCGGUUAACGGUGUACAACCGCGCAUACGAAGCAUCGACGCAGCUGCAAGAUGCGGUGGAGGACGAGGAGUUCUCCUCCCGACUCAGCAUUGUCGACAACUACGUCGCGUUCCUGCUCGCCGUGUUCAUCGAGGCCGGGCUGCUGGAGUCGCUCGUCGCGCUUAUCCAGGAGGAGGCGGGCGAGCAUAAUGUCAGCCGCAAGGCGACGCUGCUGCUCGGCGAGAUCCUCCAGCUCGCAAACCACACGCUGCCACUGCAGUACGCCGCACGGAUUCAGGCCCUCCCGCGCCUGUUUAUGGGCGUCGCGGAGUUCUCGAAGCCGACAGAACGCAACUCGGCGCUCGCGGCGCUCUCGUCCAUCGACAGUCUGGCGCGGAAUAACCUCAAGCGCAGCCAAGCGAUAGGUGACCGCAAUCGCAUAUCACCCAAAUCGGUGCAGGAGUCGCUACAGCGAUCGCAACGACAGGUGCAGCAGGUCAAGUUGCGACUAGGAUUGCAGAUAGACGACAAGGCGUUCCAGACCAUGGUCAACGACUCUGGGGUACUCCUCUCGCGCGACCACAACAAGUGGAACUAUGAUGUGAUCAUGGAGCUGCUCCAGGGGCCGCUGCUCAAUCCCAAGCGCCUAGACGAGGUCAUCCGCGCGACCAAGUUCAUCCGCCGCAUCUUCUCGUUCCUGCACCCAUUCAACAACCGCUUCAGCAGCAUACUGCGUACAAGACCAAACCAUAAAUGGGUACGGCUUGGGUGUGCGCUUCUCACUACCAUGCUCGUCAACCCGGAAGGCCAGCGCUAUCUCACUGAGGACAAGCUGUUGCGCCAAAUGGUCGAGUGUCUGUCCGAGCUCGACCAGUAUGCGGGGCAACCGAGCGCACAGCCCAUGUUCGCGCGCGACCGCCUCGAAAACACGCUCACGUACGGAUACUUCGAGAUGAUCGGCACGCUCAGCAAGCAUCACAAGGGCAUUCAGCUGCUUGAGAAGUUCAAGUUCUUCACCUCAUUCUACCACCUCUGCGAGCUGCGGUCCCGCGACGACAUCAUCAAGCUCAUCAUCGAGUGCUUCAACUACUCUAUCGACGCGCAUCAGAGAAUCGUCCUCUCCAAGGCGCUUACAUCGAGCUACCUCGACACCCGAUUAUUCACUACACACCACCUGGGAAGGCUGCUUUCGGACUCGCCAGAACUCACCGAUUGGGCGCUCACGCUCCUCGUAACACAGCUGUACGACCCUGCCAUCGAAGUGUGCGAGAUUGCCGUCAUGUACUUAGAAGAAGCGUGCACCGACCCGGUCAACCUCGAGAAGGUCGUGUCCCUCUGCCCCUCCCUCGAGCAUCUUGGUGACCUCGGCGCCAACCUCUUCCUCCGCUUCAUGUCCACAUCUACAGGCUUCCAGUAUCUCCUUGCGGCCCAGUACAUUGACUACGAGCUCGAGAGUUGGAUGGCCGAGCACAACAUGCUGUACGUGAUCGAGGUCGAGACGUUCGUGUCCAAGACGAUCCGUCCGUUGUCCAAGGACAAUCCGGACGAGUUCUGGGCGUACGAGGGUACAGCGCCGACGCACUUCUUCCGCGAGUUGUGCAAGACGCCUGAAGGAUGCCAGUAUCUGCGCGAGAAGGGACUCGUGCCCGAGUUCGCCGAAGUUAUCCGCAUGCACGGCCUGGAGGCGGAGGACACAACCGUGCUCAACAAGCUCAAGGCAGCUAUGUGGGUCAUGGGCAACAUUGGUUCCACCGAGGGCGGCCUCGCAUUCCUCGAGGACGAGGAGAUUAUCAAAGACAUCAUUGAGAUUGCGGAACGCUCACCAGUGCUCAAUAUGAAGGGCACUGGGUUCUUCGUCAUCGGCUUGAUCUCAUCCACCCAGAUGGGCGCCGAAAUUCUCGAGGAGUACGGGUGGAUCGCGGCGCGCACGCCGCUGGGACAGACCACCGGCCUUUGCCUCCCAAACGACCUCGAGCGGUUCGCCUAUAUCGAGCCGUGGACACGCGAAGAGAUCCGGCCGUACGUGCCCCCUUUGCCCACGCUCUCCGGUCUCGAAGGCGAGGUGAUGACCCUCAUCUCCAAUCUGAGCAACUAUGUGCUCGCCGCGAGCGCGAUGAACAACCUCAAACGCAUCCGCAACCGGCACCCGCGCCUCUUCUCGUCUACAACGCUCUUCUACCGCGCCCUCCGCACGAUUUCCACGAACCACUUCCAAGCUCCCGUCCGCCGCUUCAUCUGCGAUCUCUUCAGCGUCGAGAUCUCCCCGCAAACACUCAUGAAGCUGAUGCACCUCGAGCGCGGAUCCUACGCCCCCACCUCGCCCGUGCACGAGAAUGGGUGGCGGCUGAGCACGGACAGCAUGGACAGCGACACGCGCCGGCGCGCGCGCAGCUCGCCCGGCCCCGAGCCCACAGAGCCAUACCGCUCCACCCGCCCGCGCGGCGUCACGGUCGGCGCGACCAGCCUCUCGGAGGUGCCCCCGCUGCCGGCGUUUCACGAGCGCGACGCUGAGUAGCGCUGCGAUCUAUCAUCCAACAUUUGCAUGGUCAUGUAUCUGUACAACCAGUGGGUGGGCACGUUGGGAGGAGUACGGGAUGUCCAGCGCGUGGGCCGGCGAAUGUAGAGGAG